Messenger RNA from Kwoniella shivajii, 1314 nucleotides. RefSeq lists its product as uncharacterized. NCBI's taxonomy places the organism in Eukaryota, Fungi, Basidiomycota, Tremellomycetes, Tremellales, Cryptococcaceae. The record is from RefSeq and is a predicted model, not a curated record. The transcript is spliced from 2 exons. The coding region runs from base 1 to 1314 and encodes 437 amino acids.
AUGCCAGUAACAAAAAAGAAAGGAACACUGUUCGCCAUAUACGCAGAUUCGCCUGAUCGAUCCCAAUCCCAACCACAAUCACAAUCAUCCUCCUCUUCUACACACUCCAAACAAGUCGGCAACAUCCCUAAAUCACCAACCCAACGAUCAUCUACAGGUACAAACUCACGAAAAGCAUUAUCGUUACUACAGCCCAAAGCUGUAUCCUCCGUAUCAUCCGAUAGGUCGUCUGAUUUCAAAUCGAAGAAAUUCGAUUUGUAUGAUGAUCAAAGUGAAGAUGUUCCCUUGAAAACCAAGUCAGUAACCUCUGAGGAAAAUUCUUCAGCUUUGAAAACCAAGUCCAGAUUGAUUACCACCACAAUUGCAAAUUCAACGAAAUCACAAACAACGACACUCAAUCAACCUAUCAACCCCAAGUUCAAGUCCAAAUCUUCCAUCACAGUUUUCUCUGACGAGAAUAGUCGUUCUUCUUCCACUUUAAUCCCAACUAGGAGAACUGCUUCUGCACCUCUUGCGGUCCAACCUCGAUUACAACCACAACUACAACCACAACCACAAUCCCAAUCGCAAUCGCAAUCAAUCAAAAGAUCUCGUGAUUUACUUUCACCCUUACCCAUAUUAUCUGCACCGGCUACCAAAGCCACUGCGACAACAAGCAAAGUGAGAUCCCAGGUUCAAGCGGAAGUAAGAGAAGAUCCAAGUGAAUCGCCAGCUAAGCGUACUCGCGCAGCUUUGUCUACUCCUUCAAGAGCAAAGACGGGAUCUUCAAGGACUGAACCCGAAGUCAGAAUAUCAGACAAAGAAAAUAUUCCAGUACCAUAUUCGCCUGGGGGUGAAAUAGAUUCAAUAAACGAUUCUCCAGCGACAAGGACAAGAUCAAAACUUCGUGCUUUAAAUCUUUCAACUCAAACCUCUAGUCCUCUUCGAUCCAAUAUGAGAAGUGAAGCUGUGUCAAGAGUAGAGAGAUUAGUAGGUGAUGGACGAGGUACAUUAACCCUGAAAAAGGGUAGGGAGUUAGCAAUGUUAUUGGGUGAUGAAGAUACAGAAAGGGAAAUCAAAGCUUUGAAAGGUUCUCCCGAAUCAAAGAAAACAAGAGGGAAGGGAAUAACAGUAGAAGUACCAAUGUUGAGUGAUGUAAGUGAAGCUUACGGCGCAGAAGGUUAUGAGCCCGAAGGAUUCAAAACACAAAGGCACAGUAUACGAAAAAGUCCUGAACACUAUCCUGAAACAGAAAUAACGAAAAUCUUUAAUGAUAUAAUCCCACUCUCCAACGCCCAAAGUCGAACGGAUAUAAAACCAUUACAAAACUCCUAG